AUGUCUUUGAAAGAAGUUCGAAAUCAACUUUUGAUUAGCCACAGUGAUGGUUUGAUAAACGAUGAGGAACUUCUACUCCUGUACGAUUUAAGCAGGUCCGAUAAUGUCGAUCUUCCGUAUAAUUCUUAUCCUGGUUUUGACUUCUAUGAUUUAGAAGACGACGAGUGCCGUUCAGAGUUUCGUUUCUACAAGAACGACUUACCAUUUCUAGCUGAAGUAUUGGGGAUUCCUGAGGUAGUGGAAUGCUAUCAAAGAAGUAUUUGUAGUGGAUUGGAGGCUCUUUGCAUUUUUCUAAAGAGACAUAGCUAUCCAGCAUCUAACGAAGCCGAAAUUGCGGAAGAUGACGUUGAACAGUUGAAAGCUGGUCAACAAAAGCUCGUAGAUGCAAGACCCGAAAUGAGGCAACUGGACAAGGAAAUUCAAAACCUUCACGUAAUACUAGGAGAGGAGGACACAGCAGAUCAAGAUUUCGUCGAUGCGGACAAUAUUUCUGAUACGCAUUCAGCCUUGUUGAGACAAAUCGAGAAACUCCUCCUUCGCGACCAGCAGCUGCAGAGCUCUAAAUCCAUCCCACAUGCCGACUCGGGUGGCUCCAAACGGCUGAAAUAUUCUGCACUCAAGUUGCCGAAAAUGUCAUUGCCAGUCUUUGAUGGGGAUCCAAGGAAAUGGCUCAGCUUCUGGGAUGUUUUCAAGUCCGAAGUGCACUAUGUGAAGAAUAUCUCAAAAGUCACGAAGCUCAACUUUCUGAAGGGCCAGUUAUCAGAGCAUGUGAAAGUGAGAGUGGAAGGUAUCAUGGCCACUGAAGAUAACUACGAUUUGCUGGUUGAAACACUACAGGUUAAUUAUGGUGACAAAACUGCUAUCAAAAAUGCUCAUUGUGUUGCUCUAGUUACAAUGGUUAAGCCACAGCACACAGCUUCAGCUUUGCGCAACUUCUAUGACAGUCUUAUGAGUGACAUGAGGUCUCUUGCCACACUGGAUCUUCCCACAACGAGUAAUAACAAACAACCAUGCAAACCCAAACCUCCAUCUCCUCCAAAAGCUCCACCUUCUUCAAAACCUCCAUUGCCCAAGGUUCAUCCUAUCAAUGGUUUCUUGAAUGCAACAGUUCCACUGGGUACAGCCACCGCACUUCCUGCAGCAGUAACCCCUUCUGAUCAGUAUAAAUCAAAGAAGUUUAAACAGUUUAACAGGCCAAAGAAAGUUCUAUGUCGCUUCUGUGGGUCUACCAGUACCCACAAUACAUUUCAAUGUGAACUUUCUAUCCAGGAUAGAAUCUCUGCAGUUAAAUCCAAGCAGUUGUGCUUCAAUUGUCUCAAAGGGGGUCAUGCUACUACUCAGUGUCAAUCGCAGUUCAGUUGUUCGGUUUGUCGGCAACCUCAUCAUACUACACUUCAUGGAGCUUCAGGUCUUCAAUCGUCACUGACUUCCCCUCCUGAAUUAAUCAGUAUGCAUGCCGCACCUGCUUCAGACAACACACUGUAUGGUGACCCAAGCAUCACUCCCACCCUCCCAUCAAGCUUUUCCAACCACAACUCUGAGCAUGGGCUCAAUCCAAAUGAGACUUUGUACUCAUGCCCUUCAGAGUACAACACCGUGACUUCGUUCCACAGUCAGUCUAACCCAAUUAUUCUGAAAACUGCUGUCACUUCAGUCAAUAAUGGUGUAAUCACUAAAACAGCAAACAUAUUUAUUGAUGAAGGAUCGUCUCUUUCAUACAUCACCACACAGUUAGCUAAGGAACUCUGCAUUAAACCUCAUUGCAGCAAGACUGUGCGUAUUAACACAUUUGGUGGGGCUACUUCCAAUAAUAUGUACCCAGUAGGAUCAGUCAACCUCAUGACAGAUGAGGGAGCAAUCAGUGUAGACACUCUCAUCAAAGAUGUUAUCAUCACUCCUAUUGAUCGCACUAGUUGGGCCGAUAGCCUUAAAUCUCCUCACAUCACCAGUCUUCAGCUUGCAGAUGACUUCAGUCAAACCCAAUUUCCUGUUCAAAUUCUUAUUGGUCUGGAUGCAGUGUGGCAGUUCCUGAAACCUGAUGUCAUCUAUGGCUACCCUACUGCUCAAGCGUUUAGUCUGGGAUAUCUAGUUUCUGGAAGACUCUUUCCAACCACUGACAGUACCAAUGAUUCCCAAACAGCUUCACAGUGUCUUGCAGCAGGUCACUCCCUUGACAGCUUUUCCUUUGAUGACAGUGAAUGGUAUAGUUAUACUCGUGCAAAGGAUCUUUAG
This is a messenger RNA of Stylophora pistillata, 2232 nucleotides long. RefSeq lists its product as uncharacterized. The record is from RefSeq and is a predicted model, not a curated record. Lineage: Eukaryota; Metazoa; Cnidaria; Anthozoa; Scleractinia; Pocilloporidae.